This is a messenger RNA of Acanthoscelides obtectus, 4090 nucleotides long. The record is from the annotation of a GenBank genome assembly. NCBI's taxonomy places the organism in Eukaryota, Metazoa, Arthropoda, Insecta, Coleoptera, Chrysomelidae.
GUUCACGAAACCCCCUGUGUAUGAAUGUAAACUUGCUCUCAAUUUUGGCACAUCCUGUAUAUCAAGGUUACGUCAAAUUAUGUCAUUGGAAUUACGUCAAACGUCAUAUGAUUUUGACACUGACAUACGACAUUAAUAACAAUGGCCGCCAUAUAUGGAAAUUUCUAGCAAGUUUUUGAAUUUGAACGUAAUUUUUGAGUAAUUAUACGAAAUAUUUUAACUCCAAAAAGUGAUAACAAUGGUUUUGAAUAAUUAAGUGGUCUUUUGAAAUACAUAUUGUGGCGUGUAAAUAGUAUUUUACGAGAGAAAAUAAGCUUAAAAUAUCUGUGCAAUCAUGGCAUACAAAGCUUACGUGUUUUAUAUAUCAUUUUUACUUGUGAUUUUUUCAAAAUGCGCUUAUCUAGAUGAUAGCAUAAAGCCUAAUGAACUGGCACAUCAAAAUGAAGGCAUUACAAACCAGCAGAAUACGAAUAAAAACCAAACCAAUACUACUACUAUUUCUAAAACUGGUGGUAUGGUGAGUGAUAAAAACAGUGGUGAUAGUAAAGAUAGUGUUCCAAAGGAUAUAGCUUCAAGCAAAAAAGAUAAUGCAGAAGCUGCGAGUGAUAAUAAUGCCAAAGCUGAUAGUAAUAGUGAUAACACAAAAGCUACAGUAGAUGUUAGUCCUAAUCCUCUAAUAAAUGUUACAACAAGUACGUUGAGUAAUAAUAACAGUUCAGAGAAGAGCUUAGGAACAUCAACAGUGAAGCCAAAUAGUACCACAACAAAUAGUACUGAAGCUCCCCAUACUGUUGAUCCAGUACCUGUCUUACCAGACAAGGAGGCAGCAGAGGAAGAACACAACAGUUCCAUGGCUAUAUUCUUUGUAUUAUGUGUGCUAGCAUUAGGAAUUUUACUAAUACAUCUUAUGUUACAAACAGGAUUCCAAUAUGUCCCAGAAAGUGUUGUGAUUGUCUUCUUAGGAGCACUUAUAGGCUUGAUAAUGAAUACUUUAUCUAGCAGAAAUAUUUCAAAUUGGAGGAAAGAAGAGGCAUUUUCACCAACUGCCUUCUUCCUGAUACUAUUACCACCAAUCAUAUUUGAAUCAGGAUAUAACUUACAUAAGGGGAAUUUCUUCCAAAAUAUUGGAUCUAUACUAGUCUUUGCUAUAUUGGGAACUACAAUAUCAGCAUUUGUGAUAGGCUUUGGUAUAUACUUUCUGGGGCUGGCAGACGUCGUUUAUAGAUUAGGCUUUGUCGAGUCAUUUGCCUUCGGAUCUCUAAUUUCUGCAGUAGACCCUGUAGCAACUGUAGCUAUUUUCCAUGCCCUGAAUGUUGACCCAGUUUUGAACAUGCUGGUCUUUGGUGAGAGCAUAUUGAAUGAUGCUAUUGCUAUUGUACUCACAAAUGCUGCACUGGAGUCAAAUAAUCCUAGUAUGAGUACUGGAGAAGCUAUUGUUUUGGGCAUUCAAAGAUUCUGCUUGAUGUUCUUCGCUUCAGCAGGCAUAGGAGUUGUGUUUGCUCUGAUCAGUGCUCUAUUACUGAAGCAUGUAGAUCUAAGGAAGAACCCAUCUCUAGAAUUUGCAAUGAUGCUUGUUUUUACUUAUGCACCAUAUGUACUAGCAGAAGGUAUUCAUCUGUCUGGAAUUAUGGCAAUUUUAUUCUGUGGUAUUGUGAUGUCCCACUACACUCACUUUAAUCUGUCAACUGUCACACAAAUUACAAUGCAACAGACACUCAGGACUCUGGCCUUCAUUGCAGAAACAUGCGUUUUUGCAUAUCUAGGUUUGGCAUUGUUUAGCUUUAAACACCGCGUGGAACCUGCCUUAGUUGUAUGGAGUCUCAUUUUAUGCCUAAUAGGAAGAGCUUGUAAUAUUUUCCCACUGGCAUACUUGGUGAACAAAUUCAGAGAACACCAAAUCACCAGGAAAAUGAUGUUUAUAAUGUGGUUUUCUGGACUUAGAGGAGCGAUUUCCUAUGCUCUGUCACUCCAUUUGAAUUUUAGCGAUGAAACUAGACAUGUUAUUAUAACAACAACACUGAUCAUAGUGUUGAUAACGACACUCUUCUUUGGAGGUUCAACCAUGCCACUACUGAAGUUCAUGCAAGCCACCAAAAAUCCUUCUCGCCGUCUCAAAAAACGCAAGAAGGAUAGAGAAGUGACAUUGAGUAAGACUAGAGAGUGGGGACAAGCUCUGGAUUCUGAGCAUUUGUCAGAAACUACUGAGGGUGAAAUGGAGGUGACUUUCACUUCAGAUAGGAUUAAAGGCUUCGUCAAGUAUGACUUGAAGUAUUUCAUACCUUUCUUCACUAGGAGGUUCACACAACAGGAACUGAAAGACUGCAAGAGCCAGAUGACAGACCUGACGAACCAAUGGUAUCAGGCGAUACGCAUCUCGCCCGACCAAUCUGAAGAUGAAGAUAGACUUACAACCAAUACCGGACGAUCUUCGAUAUCAAGCAUAGUCCGCUGACCUUCCGUCCGCGUAGAGGUAAAACCGCACCGUUUCAUUUACAAAAGAAAAUCUGUAUAAAUGUCUUUCAUUGAACACAAAGGAAGAUGUUCUGGAAGUAGAGACUUUCCUUUUCAGACGUUUGAAAAGACAAAAUUACGAUUAGUUCUCACUGUUCAUUUAAGAAAUUUCUAUUACUUGCUUUUAAAUACUGUUCGAAGUUGUCGCUAUUCGAUUCAAAUACAAAUUUAUUAACAUCUCCUCAAUUUGCAACAUUUGGAGCUGUCUAGGUCUUCUAUUGCGCGACGUUCUUAUAAACGGCCGAUGCACGAGAUAAACACACCUAGGCUGAGCGGGAUGGAACCUUCCAGGAAAACUAUCGGAAUACACUGACAACUAUUAUCAAACCGACAAGUUCGUUAUUGCUACAAGGAUGUGCCUUUGAUGGUUUUUCAAAUCUAGUUUAUGAAUAAACAUCUUGGCUUACGCGAAUGGUGCGUGAAACGUGGAUUGGGUACUGACAUUUUCACCUAAUCAUAUGCAGGAGCCAGGGCCUUAUUUGAUAUCGUAUAUUUUUUGGGAACAUAAUAAAUCGCUUAAAACUUUUGUGUUACUAGAAAAGAAAUUGCUUAUUUACAUUACAUUACAUAUUACAAAAAACUACACGCUGCUGUAGGAAGGAAAGUCCCAACUUUAAGAAUGCCAUGUAUUGACUUUUGACUACGAGUUUUUAUACAGGGCUUCUCCUAAAUAUACUGGAAAGAUUUAUAGGAAUAUUUUCUUGAAAGACGGUUUCUGGAAAACCACUUCGUAUCGAAAAUCUUGGAAGGCCAAUAUAUUUACGAUAAAACACUUGCAUUCCUACUGAAGGUGUCUAGUUAUUCUCUGUUGGUAAGAAGUUUCACAAAUGAUUUUUGCCGUUGAAAAGUGUUAUGCAAAAUAUUGUGUCUUCAAAAGGUGCAAGAUAGUCCUCAAACAUUUGCUCUAUGUUUGGGAAGCACUCGUAUCACUUUUUAUAUUAAAACAAGUUUUACUAUAUUUCUUAAAGAUUUUUAGAACAUUAUUGGAACUAGAUGAAUUUUCAAAAAUCUGUGCUUUGUAUGUAAUACUUACUCUUUAGCCCAAAGUUUUUCCUUUGUUUUGGUGAUGAAUGGCUGAUUGUUUUGUAAAUAACAAAAGUAUUGUAAAUAAGUAUUGUUAUGUGAUACUCGUUCUUGUAUAGAAUUGUUUGGCUUUAAGCGAAAAAUGUCAAAUGUACUUAAAACUUUUACCUGUGAGGUAACCAAAUGUUGAUUUUUGUUAUAAAUAGAGUGUAUCACAAAUUAACUGUGUUUUCUGUUAUCAACAUGGUAUCUCCUUAGUAAGUGGUUAGUACGCAACAAGAGGCCUAUCUGGGUUAGUUUGGAAAGAGCCUACUAUUUAAUCACAUAUUGAAGCAGCAAACAUUAUAGCAUGUUUUCAUAUACAGGGUGUUCAUUUGAAUACUUCCCACAACGGAUUUAUUGAAAACCACUGAUUAAAAGAAAAAACGCCGAGACACGUCAAAAGAUUUUUCAAGGGAGAUAACUUUUUAGCCAAAAACUACUUCACCCUCUGCUCCCCAGGGUCACCCCCUUAAAAAUUUUAAAAGACAAAGGGAUACCGAGUAAUACCUGGUUU